Messenger RNA from Neltuma alba, 1763 nucleotides. Its product is annotated as UPF0481 protein At3g47200-like. The transcript has 2 exons. The record is from RefSeq and is a predicted model, not a curated record. Lineage: Eukaryota; Viridiplantae; Streptophyta; Magnoliopsida; Fabales; Fabaceae. Bases 1 to 1398 code for a protein of 465 amino acids.
AUGGAUUUUGAAACUGAUCAGUGGGUGGUUCAAAUCAACGAGAAGCUGAAGAACCACGAAUCUUCUUCAAUGGAGAUUCAAAAAUGGAAGAAGCAUUGCAUUUAUGCAAUUCCUUCCUGUGUUGCAGACCUGAACAAGAAGGUUUACAACCCUCAAACGGUGUCGUUUGGUCCAUAUCACCACAUGAAGAAGCAUCUGGUAGCCAUGGAAGAGCACAAGCAAAGAGCUCUGAUUCACUUUCUGAGAAGGUGUGCUAAGCCAUUAGAGUCGCUGAUCAAAACUAUGGCCAAAGUCGAAGACGACUUGAGGGAUUGUUACAAGCCACUGGAAUGGAAGAACAAGAACGAGAAUAAUAAUGUUCAUAGCUUCUUGAAAAUGAUAAUUGUUGAUGGGUGUUUCAUGCUUGAAGUUCUCAGAUUUGCAUUUUGCGAUAAUAAUGGUGAUUAUGCACAGAAUGAUCCCAUUUUCAGUUGCCAUGGAAGACUCUAUACUAUACCCUAUAUCAAACGUGAUAUGCUUAUGCUCGAGAAUCAGAUUCCCAUGAUGGUUCUUGAGAAACUGAUCGAAUUUGAGGGAAACCAAGCCGAGGAUCCAGAGUUGUUGAACAAGCUAAUCCUCAAAUUCUUUUGGCCCAGCACAACUCCAAUCUUCAAGAGCUUUGGCAAAUCCUUACACAUCUUAGAUCUCUACAGAAAAUCCCUCCUUCAACAUGAAGCCACUCACCCCACAAUCAUUCCCAAACCAAUCAAAUCAAACAAACACAGAGAAGACGACGAAAUCAUCAUUCCCUCUGCAAGAGAGCUUCAAGAAGCUGGCAUCACUUUCAAGCCAAGCAGAACCCACAGCCUCAAAGAUGUCUCCUUCAAUGGCGGAAUCCUCAGAAUCCCUUCAAUAAUACUCGAUGACUGCACAGAGACAACCUUGUUGAACCUCAUAGCAUUCGAACGCAUGCAUGUAGGAGCAGGCAACGAGGUUUCUUCGUUUGUCUUCUUCAUGGAUAACAUCAUCGACAAGGAGAUUGACGUGGUGAUUUUGGAGCAAAAAGGGAUUGUACAGAAUGCUUUAGGAAGUGAUAAAGCUUUGGCCAAGCUUUUUAACUCACUGUCUAGGGAUGUUUCUGUUGAUCGCGGAGGAGGAGGUCUGGAUAUAGUGCAAGUGAGUGUGUGUAGAUAUUGCAAGAAGCCAUGGAAUAAGUGGAGAGCUAAUCUCAUUGAAACUUACUUCAGAAAUCCAUGGGCGAUUUUGUCUCUUGCUGCUGCAAUAUUUCUGUUUGUGUUGACUAUUGUUCAGACUGUGUAUACCAUUCUUCAAUUCUAUCAACCAGACAGCUCUAGUUCAUCAUCUCCUCCUCCAGCUGGGCCAUUUCUUCCAAGACGACGACCCCAACCUCAUUUUUGAAUUGGAGUUCUGAUUUUCUUGUGGUGAUUAUGCAAAAAAGUGGAGAGAAAAUAUGAAGGAAAUAUUAAUAUACAUAAUUAUUGGUAGCGCAAAGCAUCUUCUGAAGGAUUUAAGUUGCUUUCGGUAUAAACCAUGUAGUCCCUUUUGUGUCCGAUUUGGUUCUAAUUAUGAAUAUGAUCUCUUUGUAUCCAUUUUCCUUAAUUAAGUCCAGACUACUUUGUUUUUUUUUUUUUUUUUGUCUCAAAUCAAAUGGCUCUUUAUAUAAUGCAAUGUCAAACUUUAUAUUUUCUAUGAUCGUUAGUACAAGUACUUCUAACAUGUCCUUAAUAUAAAACAGGUUUUAUUUUAAGUAAUAAUAUUUUUAU